Molecule: messenger RNA, 349 nt
Organism: Staurois parvus
Lineage: Eukaryota; Metazoa; Chordata; Amphibia; Anura; Ranidae
Source: the annotation of a GenBank genome assembly
UCAAUUCUGCAGGUGGUUCUGAUUUACUAUCAUUGUAUUGUAGCCGGUCUAAAACCGCUUUUGACCUAAAGGGACGCUUUUUGGACGCCAUGGACAUUUCUCAGUUUCCAGGCAGAAAGAACAGUAAAAAUGCAGUCAGGGCACAGGACAAAGCAGUAGGGACAAAAUGUAUGUGAAAUGCUUUGAAACAGUAUUUAUUAGAAAAUGUCAGUUUUUAACAUUUUCAAAUUUCCCGCUGGUUCCGGCCCCGCACGUCCUGUAUGUCCCGACUCUCGCAGGGACCAGAACACAGAAGACGGAUGCCGGCAUCGGCCAGUGGAGAUGGCCGGGGAUGCUGCAGGGGACAAAU